Molecule: messenger RNA, 1443 nt
Organism: Trachymyrmex septentrionalis
Lineage: Eukaryota; Metazoa; Arthropoda; Insecta; Hymenoptera; Formicidae
Product: secretin receptor-like
Biological process (GO): cell surface receptor signaling pathway; adenylate cyclase-modulating G protein-coupled receptor signaling pathway
Cellular component (GO): plasma membrane
Molecular function (GO): peptide hormone binding; G protein-coupled peptide receptor activity
Source: RefSeq, a predicted model, not a curated record
AUGAGAGAAGCCGAAGUGGAACAUUUCUUAGCCAAACAGAGACAAAAAUGCAAGUUUUUCGAAGGUAUGUCCACGUUUGGCAAUAUGUCGGAGGCCACCGGAAUCAACUUAUUCGGACAUAACGUCACUGAUGAAGAUCAAUUGGAAAAGUAUCGCGGCGUCAAGAGCAACGGAACAGAAAUUCGUCAAUGCCCGCCAUUCUUCGACGGUUUGCUCUGCUGGUCGCAUACUGAUGCACCAGGAACAGCCACUUUGCCCUGUCCACCGGCCUCGGUUAUGGGAUACACCGAUCUCGCGAGCGACAACCUGAGAAAGCUUGCGGUGGCCAGCAAAGUCUGUUUGGCCAACGGCGAAUGGUACAAGAACUCGGAUGGCAUCUCCUGGAGUAAUUACAGCCUGUGCGUGUUGAAUCUCACGCGUCAUAUUGAAAACAAUUAUUUGCCGUUGUACGAGACGCCAGCGGAGUUUGCGCUACUAAAUAAAUGGCUGCCGAUUAUUAGAAUGAUAUCGCAUAUUGGAUAUAUUACUUCGUUUACCACACUAAUCGUUGCUAUGGUAGUUUUUUCCUUACUUAGGAAACUCAGGAAUCCCAGAAAUAGAUUGCACAUGCACCUAUUUGCAUCCUUUAUCAUGAGAGCUUUUAUGGCACUCCUUAAAGAUUGGAGUUUCAUAGACGGCAUCGGAUUAACUUGGAAUGUCGUAUUUGUCGGAGAGAAUGCUUUUAUCAAAGAGGAAAAUACUUGGGUCUGUAAAGUCAUUACGAGUCUAUGGCAAUAUUUCAUUGUGGCAAAUUAUUCAUGGACCUUGAUGGAAGGAUUGUAUUUGCACAAUCUAGUUUUUCUAGCGCUAUGUACCGACAGCAGCACAAUAGCUCUAUAUAUCGCACUAGGAUGGGGUCUCCCUGUCUUGGUAGUAGUGCCAUGGAUUAUAUUUCGCGCGACUAUUGAGGACACUCUCUGCUGGACCACUCAUAACAAUUCCUCACUGUUUCUCAUCAUAAGAAUACCAAUGAUUAUAUGUAUUUUAUUCAAUUUUCUACUGUUCCUCAAUAUCGUUCGCGUCCUGCUGGUGAAGCUGAAGACAUCGGUGCAUCUGCAACGGAAAAAAAUGAAAUACAAGAGAUGGGCGAAAUCAACUCUAGUCUUAUUACCACUCUUCGGAAUACAUUAUACAAUUUACUUGGGGUUGUCCUACCAUAAGGAUUACCGGGUAGAACUCGUAGGGCUUUUUUGCGAUCAACUAUUUGCAUCCUUCCAGGGCGCCUUCGUGGCUUUUCUUUAUUGUCUGCUAAACGGUGAAGUCAGAGCAGAAAUGCAUCGAGCGUGGAAAGCUCGACGAUCAAAGAGGGAGGUCGAUUCCUUCAUCUCUAGACAUACGAGAAAUUCAAGAGAUGGAAUCAAUCGAAAACGGAUCGAUCGGAUGACGACACCAAUUUUACGAUAA